GCAAACAAAAAACGAAUUGAGAAAAAACACAAAGAAGAAAACUCACUGCAAAUGCAUUCGAACGUUUUUCUUAUCGAACCUUUUCCCAAUUUCACCUGAAGUAAUCUAAUCACCAACGUUAAUUAGGUGUCGUUUAUGGAAUGCAAUAACCGUAGUGUACAGUAGCAAUGGAAGGUGACAAACUGCUAAUGGCAGCGGGUGUAACCGCUGCCGUGGUUGUAGGAGCCUUUGUUUUUUGGGGUCCUUCGGGUUCUUCGCGUUUACGUCAACGACGUGGCCAAAUUGCUGGAUUGCAUAAUUUUGGGAAGACCUGCUUUCUGAAUACUCUGCUACAGGCAUUGGCAGCCUGCCCUCAGUUCAUAGCCUGGCUGCAACUGCACAAUGCUAAGGACAAAAAAAGCCUUAUCAGUUCGCUACAGAACGUGUUGGAAGUGGUGAACGGGACACACCCGACGCUUCGGGGAGAUCCGUACUCUCCGGGGGCUGUUAUCCGUGCCCUGCAUUCCCUUGGAUGGGUCAUUCCUCCCGAUGAGCACGACACACACGAACUGCUUCACGUGCUGCUCAAUUCACUGGAGGAGGAAGCUAUCAAACCGAAGAAAGUCGGUUGUCUUUCGGAUGCCCUUGGUGAGAUUGAACUACAAUCGAUUAUGCCUCCCGCUCGACCGUCGAGCGCGAUGCUGUCGGAUUUUUGCAAUACUGAAUAUGACGAAAGUACGAAUUUGACUCGUUACACGAGGUCUGAAGCGCACACUCCCGAUUCGCCACAUUCGACCUGCACGGAGACGGAAGAUUCGAUGUCGGUUCAGGACGGAUCGCUGAUGGAUUGUGCGGGAUCACCACCUUCGAUAAUUUCCACUUUCACUGGACGGCCAAGUCGUCCGAGGUCUAUCCUGGCCACCGAAAUGGUCGGCAAUGGUGCUUUGAACAAGCGAUCGUCUGGAUCGUGCCGAUCACUGGAACGUUUAACACGAGGUCCAGGUCGCGUCUCUGUUUGGGGUGACCGUCAGCAAAUUCAAGUUCCUCACCCGUUUCCAAAGAUGUAAUCGAAUUUGCGUUCUUCAACUAUGUAUAUAACUCAAUGUAUAAAGAGUGUUCGGUUGGAAUUUUUGAAUUGUUUUCAACAAUACGGAUUCGUUAGCUUCGCUCUUCUUAUAAACUCAGGACGUUUCCACAGCAUCAUGUUAAUAUCAGACACAAUUUAUUACUCUGUGGUGAUGAUUUAAUGGAGGUGAUGUGAACGAUUCAAGCAAAUAAAAUAUUCUCUCAACCUUAUCAGACAUAUUUUCAUCGUAUCAACGCUUCGACUGUUCAACUAUGACACCAUUUAUUUCAAAUUCAAAUUGACUGGAAAGUAUCGCAUCGUUUGAUGUUCAACAUUCGCAAAAACCUUAGCAAAUAAAUCAUGGAUCCGUCGAAAAAAAAACUGUAGAUCAACACCUUUGAAGAAUAUGAUUUAUGUUUUUUAAAUACAUACAUUGCUUACUUUGAUGGCCGUUUCUAAACAAAAUAAGUUCGGUAGAUUCGUCAAAAAGUACUUAGCUGCAGCUUACCUGGGUUCCAAUUUCCAACCCCGCACAUAGGGUCAGGAAAUUUUUGUUUUCCUGACCCAAAAGGCGAAUGACCUUAAGGUUAAAAGUCGGUGUCAAGGAUAAUGUGCGAACUUUCGGCGGGGAUCCAAAAAUGUUCAAUGUAUUUUGAUAUUAAUUUAAAAAAAAUAUCCGUUCAUUUAGCAUUUAAAAAAUUUGUUGACUUCGUUUUCUUCAGUAAAAAUCAUUCUACUAAAGAAAAUGAAGGCGCAAAAUUACUGUUUAAUAUUAAAUCAGCAGCUAUUUUGGUUUUUAAUAAAUAGGGACCUGAGAGUGUGUGACAGCUCCAAGAUCUCUAUUUAUGCGUCUUUUUAAUACCACACAUCUAUAGUGUUUUAAGACACCCAUCAAAGUAAGCGGCGGAAAGGCUCUGCCUCCGUCGGUGUAUUUUGUAUUAUUUUGACAGAUCCAUGAUUUAUAUGCUAAGGUAUUUACAAAUGCUUAACAUCAAAGACUGCGGUAAAAUUGCUUGUACGGAAACGCUCAAACGGUAGUAAAACAACAUAACCAACAAGAUAAGAAAAUCCCUGUCACUUCUGUUCACUAGAAAUAAUUUUACAACUCCAGUCAAUAUGAACCGUUUCGAUUGAUGAUCGCAAUUAUUCGCUCUGAAUGAACUGAACGGUCAUAGUUGAACAGGCGAGGUUUUGGUAUGGUGAUAAUAAGCUUGAUAAGGAACAGACUUGCAAUUUGGGUCUGUUUUAUUAGCUGAAACGGUUCACAUCCAUUAGCGGCCCUUACACGAGCAUUAUUUUUGUCAUUUUUAAUGAUGACUAAGUAAUGUUGUAUUUCAAAUUUGAUAGAAAUCUCGUCAUUACUGCACCAUUACACGUUCAUUAAAAUGAUAUUUUUUUUAGUAAUGACAUUUUUAAUGACUCGUGUAAGGGCCGCUAUUGAAUACGUCACAGAG
Molecule: messenger RNA, 2499 nt
Organism: Malaya genurostris
Lineage: Eukaryota; Metazoa; Arthropoda; Insecta; Diptera; Culicidae
Product: ubiquitin carboxyl-terminal hydrolase 30 homolog
Exons: 2
Coding region: 168-1046 (292 amino acids)
Biological process (GO): protein deubiquitination
Cellular component (GO): cytosol; nucleus
Molecular function (GO): cysteine-type deubiquitinase activity; cysteine-type endopeptidase activity
Source: RefSeq, a predicted model, not a curated record